Molecule: messenger RNA, 408 nt
Organism: Ostrinia nubilalis (European corn borer)
Lineage: Eukaryota; Metazoa; Arthropoda; Insecta; Lepidoptera; Crambidae
Product: ETS translocation variant 1-like
Exons: 4
Coding region: 1-408 (135 amino acids)
Biological process (GO): cell differentiation; regulation of transcription by RNA polymerase II
Cellular component (GO): nucleus
Molecular function (GO): DNA-binding transcription factor activity, RNA polymerase II-specific; sequence-specific DNA binding
Source: RefSeq, a predicted model, not a curated record
AUGGCCGAAGAAGGCGGCGGGCGGCGCGGCGCCUUACAGCUGUGGCAGUUCCUGGUGUCUUUACUGGCGGAGGGCGCGCGCUGCGUGGCCUGGACCGGCCGCGGGCUGGAGUUCAAGCUGCACGAGCCCGAGGAGGUGGCGCGGCGCUGGGGCGCUCAGAAGAACAGACCAGCUAUGAACUACGACAAGCUCUCGCGCUCGCUGCGCUACUACUACGAGAAGGGCAUCAUGCAGAAGGUCGCAGGCGAGCGCUACGUGUACAAGUUCGUGUGCGACCCAGAAGCCCUGUUCAGCAUGGCGGCGCCGCGCGCGCGCUCGCCGCCCGCCGCGCCGCCCUACGAGCUGCUGUACCCGCCCUACCACGACCCGCGACGAUACUACAACGACCUGCCGCACUACGACGCCUGA